AUGGGCUGGCUAUUAAGUCUAUCGAUUUGGUUUCGUUAUCCAGCUCCUGCAAACUAUAUCAGUACAAUUUUGUAUGCCUUGAGCGACAGACUCUGUGUGUGUGGUUCUCGCAGUUGCAGCCUUUUCCUCUUCUUCACCCAAUCACUUCCUCCGCUCCCUCCGGUGGUUUGCCUAUCCAAAACCCAAGUUCAACUACUUCACUCCACACUCCACUUUGGAAUGAGUUUCGUUGUUUGUAGUAUUCGGUUAUGAAAGUUGUGAACAAACACUGUUCUUCCUUUUCUGAGUCUGCAUUGUUAGGCUGUUGUUGAGCUUGGAUUUGCCUGAAUGAGCUCCCAUGCAUUUACUUGCAGAGCUUGCGGCUACACAGCCUGCCUUCCAAAACAGUUUGGGGAUACUCAUUUCUCAAACCUCUGUUCAUGAUAAAGUUUUAUCAAGUCCAUUCAUUUCUGGAAAUGGGAAGAGGUUAUCCUCUGCUUGGAAAUUCUUGGGUGUAACUAAGAUUCGAAAUUUUAACUGGGGGCGGCCCCAUGAGAUGCCUAGUGGCACUGGUAGACUCCUGAUUAAGGCAGUUGCCACACUUGAACCAAAGUGCACUCUCAGUAAUGAUGAUAAGCAUCGGAGCAAUACACGAUUGAGUGUAGAUAAAAGUUCUCUUACAAUUCAGACUCGAUCUUCCAGUGAGGAUUCAGAAGAUUUGGAUGAGAAAGAGAAGCUGCGACGAAUGCGAAUUUCUAAAGCUAAUAAGGGAAACACGCCAUGGAACAAAGGCAGAAAGCAUAGUCCUGAAACCCUUCAGCGGAUAAGAGAGAGAACAAGAAUUGCAAUGCAGGAUCCUAAGGUCAAAAUGAAGUUGAUUAACCUUGGACAUGCUCAAAGUGAAGAGACCAGAGUCAAGAUUGGGGUGGGAGUCCGAAUGGGUUGGGAAAGGCGACGACAGAAGCUAUUUUUGCAGGAAAUGUGCCACUUUGAAUGGCAGAACUUGAUUGCAGAAGCUUCUAGGCAAGGGUAUGAUGGUGAAGAGGAGCUAGAAUGGAAUUCCUACGAAAUUAUGAAUGAACAGCUUAAGAGGGAAUGGUCGGAGCAGGUUGAGAAACGAAAAUCAAUGCCUAGGCCUAAAGGAAGCAAGAGAGCACCCAAGUCUCCUGAGCAGAGGAGGAAAAUUUCAGAAGCAAUAUAUCGCAAAUGGGCUGAUCCUGUGUACCGCGACCGGGUUGUUUCUGCCUUGGCUCAAUAUCAUGGUAUAGAACCUGGAACUGAAAGAAAGCCAAGAAGAAAGCCAAGCGACGGUUCACAGUCUCCCAGACGAAGCCCUGCAAAGAAAAGAGCAUUUGAAGAGAACCAGCCUUUCAGGGGCGAGAUGAAAAUCCAGUCUCCUCGACCAAAGUCAAGGAAACGUAAUGCACCAUUGUAUAAAGAUCCUUUAGCAAGCUCGAAACUAAAGAUGAUUAAAAACAUUAGAGCACAGCGAGCCACUGCAGGAACCAAGAAAACUGAAGCUAUUGAACGAGCUAGAUUAUUGAUUGCUGAAGCUGAAAAGGCUGCCAAGGCCCUUGAGGUUGCAGCUACAAAAAGCCCUAUUGCUCAAGCAUCUCUCUUGGAGACUAGGAAGCUCAUAGCUGAAGCAAUUCGAUCACUGGAAUCUAUUGAAGUAGACCAAAGCUCAUCCCAGGUGAAUGGUGAGAACCCAUCUAUUGUAGGAGAUGAACUAGGCAGCCAGGUUGAGAAUGGAACAGAGGGUGUAGGCAAUGUUCCAGUAGAAGCAGAUGGAAAAAAAGUGAAUGGAACUCGAACCUUAGUAUCAAGCAAAGAAGAAGACUUGAGUUUUGGAAAUUUAAAUAUGCAUGAGAUACUGAAUGGUGAAGAGGGACAUCUUCAAUUAAACUCCAGCGCCUAUGGUUUAUCUCCGUUUAGUUAUGAGACUCUAAUGAAGCAAUCGGAUCUUAUAAAUGAAAAUGGCCAUUUGGAACCAAGCACAGACAGUGAACAGAAAGAGAAACCUCUAGUAAACGGAGCAAAAGCUGAAACUCAGGAUGAGCAAACGCCUGCGGCUGAAACUCAGGAUGAGCAAACGCCCGCGGCCAAUUCAGUUACCGUUACUAAAAGAUGGAUACGCGGGAGGCUGGUUGAAGUAGCAGAAGGUGCAUCUUAGUAUAAGAAGAUAAUUAGUUUUUAAGUGAAAAUCAUAGCAUCAUCCCAUGUAAGAUUUUUGAAAUUACUAUGUUACAUAUGUCUUGACCACAUAUGUGAACUCUAUUAAAGAGCUCUGCUGCCUUAAUGUACAAGGUUGGCUCAUGUUGAGCUUGAAUUUAUGUCGAUUUAUGUAACUACUCUCAUUACCAUAAUUAGAGUUCCUUUCUGCUCUCUUA
Molecule: messenger RNA, 2369 nt
Organism: Cannabis sativa
Lineage: Eukaryota; Viridiplantae; Streptophyta; Magnoliopsida; Rosales; Cannabaceae
Exons: 7
Coding region: 338-2152 (604 amino acids)
Molecular function (GO): DNA binding
Source: RefSeq, a predicted model, not a curated record